UGCUCCUGUCGGUUGUGCACGCGCUCGCCAGCUCGACAAUUUGUUAACUUGGUCCGCGAGACACGUCCAGUGCACACCUGUGCGCGCCACUAGGCGCUCGCUUCUUGCUUCACGUCGACUCAAGUCAAGUCAACUCAAGCCAAGUCAAGUCAAGGGAAGAGAAGCACGAAAAAGAAACGUAGCAAAUUUGCACCUAAAUUGCUUUAAAUUAUCUGCCCAAAAAAUUUUGGCACGCGCGGAGUUUGCAUUCACAAGGACUCGCUGAAGUCGAGAUGUGUGUGUGUCCGUGUGUUGUUGUUGGUGUUUGUGAGUGUGUGUAUUGUUUACGCUCAGCUGCUGCUCUGCAUCCCAGCAGAAAAUAAAAGAAAAACAAAAUAACCGCUAAGUGUUUUACAAGUUGAAAGCAUUAAGUUCGGUCGCUGGAAAAGAAAAGAGCGUCGGUAAAAAUCUCUGACUUGGCAAAGCGACUGCCAUACUAAUGGCCAUAAUAACAGUCAACAACAAAGGCAACCGCAACAGCAAAAGCAACAGCAAUAGGAGGAACAACGACAACGACAACUGACAACAACAAUUACAGUAGCCAAAGCAGCAUGCCCCUGCGUGCAGCAUGUUCCUCUAACUAUGCUGUAGAACAACUACGAGUAUUCAACUGCAGCGGCAGCGGCAGCAGCAGCAGCGAGUGGCAAGCCAAUAAUUGCAUUCGAUUCAAGGACUAACUUUGUGCCACACACACACACAUGCAACAACCACAAUGACUUUUAUGCGCAAACUAACAGCAACAGCAACAACUGCGGCACGAACCAUGUUUGAGACUGGCAACAACAAUGGGGCAACAACAAGGCUGUUGGCAACAAAGGAUGCAGAGUCACACAACUCGCAUGCCGUCUACAUGCCACUGCUCCUUGAGGCAUCUGCCUCGGCCACGGCAACGGCGGCGUCACAUGCGAAUUAUUUGAAUUUCGUUGCCGAUGGACUUAUCGAUGUCGAUGGCAGCAGCAGCAACAGCGGUUCCUUGCCAUUGGAUAACUUAAGCUUUGGCCAGGAUAAUGGCAGCACAUCGACAGCGGCAGCGGCGGCGGCGGCAGCUGAAGCAGGCAGCGGGCAUUUAACAUUUGUCAUCGUCAAGUGUUUCAUUAUAGGUUUCAUCAUACUGGCCGCCAUACUGGGCAACAUGCUGGUGAUUGUGUCCGUUAUGCGGCACAGAAAGUUGCGCAUCAUUACCAACUAUUUUGUGGUUUCACUGGCGGUGGCCGACAUGCUGGUCGCUCUCUGUGCGAUGACAUUUAAUGCUUCCGUCGAGAUAUCUGGCAGAUGGAUGUUCGGUUCGCUCAUGUGCGAUAUAUGGAACAGCUUUGAUGUUUACUUCUCCACAGCCAGCAUAAUGCAUCUAUGUUGCAUAUCGGUGGACAGAUACUAUGCUAUAGUGCAGCCACUUGACUACCCACUGAUAAUGACGCAUCGUCGUGUGUUUAUCAUGCUGCUGUUGGUCUGGUUAUCGCCUGCACUGCUCUCCUUUCUGCCCAUCUGCUCUGGCUGGUAUACGACCAACGAGAACUGGAAAUAUCUCAAAUCAAAUCCGCAUAUAUGCGAAUUCAAAGUGAACAAAGCGUAUGCCAUUGUCAGCUCAUCGAUGAGCUUUUGGAUACCAGGCAUCGUCAUGUUGUCCAUGUAUUAUCGCAUUUACCAGGAGGCGGAUCGACAGGAGCGUUUGGUCUACAGGUCUAAAGUGGCCGCCCUGCUGCUGGAGAAGCAUCUGCAGAUUAGCCAAAUACCCAAGCCGCGGCCAAGCAUACAAGUGGAGCAGUCGGCCAUAACGACAAUGCGGCGCGAACGGAAAGCAGCCCGCACAUUGGGCAUCAUAAUGAGCGCCUUUCUGCUCUGCUGGCUGCCCUUCUUCCUCUGGUACAUCACAUUUACGCUGUGCGACAGCUGCAAGACGCCGCGAAUCGUUGUCGGCAUACUGUUCUGGAUUGGUUACUUUAACUCGGCGCUUAAUCCAAUUAUUUAUGCAUACUUCAAUCGCGAUUUCAGGGCCGCAUUCAAGAAAACGCUCAAGAGCUGCUGUCCCUAUGCGUUCAUCAAUUGUCGCGCCAGCAUUCGAGCAUUUGGAGGCGGCGGCGGCGGCGGCGACGGCGCUGGAAGGAAUGGCAACGGCAGAGGAGGGACUGGCCAUCGGAGGGGGGAUAAUGGCGCCAGGAAUGGCUCGGCUGAUCUGCCAGCGUAUAUGAACUCGACGGCCUCGUCGGAGAUACACAUGAAUGUGAUGCGGGGGCGUCCAUAUGGCUCUGUCACGCCCACAAUGACCGCCCAGGAGCAGCAGCAGCUGCAUCCACUGUACACAAAUUAAGCAAGCAACGUAACGUAUCAAAUCCAACUACAGACUACUGACAUCUUCAUCCCACUUGAUGCUCGACUCAUGUGUGCUUCUUAUGUGUACCUUCAACUUAAAAAUAAGCGCUAUAAUACAACCUACUAUCUACUAUAUAUCUUAUGCGCCCAACUGUAAGACCACACGCUAUAAGCAAAACAAAACAAGAGAAUAGAACGAUUUAAUACUAUACCGAACACGACAAUCCCACAGAAAUAAUUGAAGCCUUCAGAAUACAUUAGCCGAAAUCAAUGUGCAAAUUAAAAAUUGAAAAUGAAAAAUGAAACAAAAAAAAAAAACCAAAAAAUUAAAACAAAAUGAAUACGUACAAUAAAUAAUUGAAAUAUUUACAAGUUGAAUUUAAAGCGAAAUUGUUGAGCAAACAAAAAACAAAAGAAAUUAUAAACGAUAUUAAAUAUAUGAAUGUAUAUGAAAAGAAUUCCUAGAAUUGCCGGCAAUUUCAAGCAACAUUUGAUUGGCAUUUAGUGCAAUGUGUUUAUACUUAUAUGGCAUAUAUAUAGAUAUACUACUUAUAUACAGAUAUACUAUAUAUAUAUACAUAGUUAUUGAAUGUUUGAUAUACGUAUAUAAAUAGUAAUGCAACAUUUACGACGCUAGUGUAUUUGAUGUCCCAUGAAUUAUUGAUACGCGAAUGUCUUCUUAUAUGCCUAGACGUGUAAGUAAGUAGCAUAUAUAGUAUAUUAAUAAAUGUAUAGUAUGUAUAUAGUAUUGUAGUACUACACGUGUACUGCACGUGCUCAGCUCGUACUAAUUUCGUAAAUCGUACGACUAACAUAUCCAUUGGGUCUAUUAGCCACUCUACUCGUAGCCUCCACACAAUAAGUAUAUAUAGUAUAAUAAUAUACCGAGUAAAUACAGAAGCGUGACUUGAAGUCUCAUCAAAACAAAGCUGUUACAUAACAAUUGAGCACGUCGCGAUUUUUGAGCGCAUUAGUUAAUUGUUGUAGUAAGUCUAGUUAGCGCUCAAAUACCAUAAUGGAUCGUAUAUUAGACGCUAAGUAAUUACCUAUUUAUUCUAUUCGAUUCUAUUCUAUCGACAACAACAACAAUCACUCGCUCGCUGUGUAGCAGCUAAAUUACGUUUACUCUGUUUAGUUAUUCCACUCGAAUUGCAAACUGCCAGAACUUUUUGUUGGCCUGACAUAUCUCUACGAUUAUCAACAACAAAUCUCUAUACUAUUUUCAUAUAAAUUUUAUAUUUAUAUUUAUAUUGAUUUAGCAUUGCCCUGACAAUCUUAUCCAAGCGCGCUUUGACUUUGCAUUUAGAUUACAAGCACCAAAGCAAACAAAAACCAAAAAACCAAAAAAAAAAUAAAUAAAACGAAACUAAAACCAAAACAAGCAAAAUAAAUUAUUAAGAUUGUUUCGUCUCUUUUCUUUUCGCUGUCGCUGUCGUUUUCGUUUUCGGUUUUUUCUACUAACUUUCAUUUUCGACUGUCUGAGAAAACAAAGCAAUUAUUUACACCGAGCAGCUUAUCAAGUUCGCUUUGUUUGCCUUAAAUAUCAAAUUGUUGCAAUAUACUUCUAUACUACAUACUAUAUAUCUAUGUAUACAUUGUAUACUUAGUAUGUACCAUGUACUUAGUGUGUACGCAAACAUAUAGCGAGCACUGUUUUGCGAAUCAUAGUCAUUAUCUAAAGCGCCAGCUUAAGGGCUCAAUCCAAUAGACAAAUGAGCUUCUGUCUGUCUUUCUGUCUGCGCCGUCUUUUAGUAUAUGACAAUAUUUAUUUUAUUUAACUUUGACACUUUGAUUAAACAUGGAAACGCCCACGAAAUGCCACCGAAUUCGCGUGUUCUCAGCACAAUCAAUUUUUGAAAUCCAAACGUGAAAUCGAUGAGAAUAUCUAAAAGGGGGAUAGAGAGGAAUACACUUGGCCUUGUACUUGACAUUAACAUGCAUUUGCCAUUACCAAUUUCCAAAUAUAAUUGGCUUUAAUUAGCGUCCAGCAAAUACGAAUUUAUUAAUACAAUUUUCGAUAAAGAAUUAUUAUUUGGAUGCCAGCCAAAUUUAAUGUUGAAGUAAUUCCACAUUUAAAAGAAUCUUUCGGUUUUUUUAUUCACAUCAAUCGAAAUAGAUCAAAGUAGAUUUUAGCAAUCAAAAGAACGGAAAGUAUAGGGCCAAUGAUGUCAUUGUUUGCUCAUCAGCUACUCUAUUGCAUAUUUCUAAUUAAUACCGGACAUAAUGAAAGAGUAAAGUAAAUACAUUUAAAUGCAUUGAUCGUUAAUUGUUGCCACAAGUGUUCAAGGUGUUUGUACUUGCCGCAGGCUUUCACAAUAGAGCUCAGAGUACACUUCAGUUGAAAGCCACUAAAAAUAGAUCUAUUAAUAUAAUCUGCAAAGCGUGAGGCAAAUGCGUAAAGUAUCUAUUCGUACUAUCAGUACAAAGUAGUGAGUCACAACUAAUGGCAAUAUGCAGUUAAUAUAUUGACGCUGAUUGAAAGUACGUAAACCAUUCACGUCACAGACUUGUGUGUGUGUACUAUAUAUUUCUUAACUCAGCUGGCUAACAAUAAUAAUAACAGUAACAACAACAACAACAACAACACCAACAACAUGCGAUGUAUUGUUAGUUGGUUUAGCAACAAAUUGGCUUGUGAAUUGACAGACAGAGCAUGUGACUUUCAGUUAUAAAUAAAUUAAAUAUUUAGCGUAAAUAAAAAGGCAAAUAAUUAAGUUAUGGCAGCUCGGUAUACUCCACCAUACAGUAAAUUGAUCACACAGUCACAGUCAUCGGCAAAAGUCUAUCCACCAGCGCUGAUAAUGAUGAUAAGCUCUCUCUCUAUUCCAGACGAUAAACUGAUCAACUUUUGCCCACAAACACUGUGUAAACACUUUAAUGACUGAUUAAUUUCAUUGCAUUCGACACUUUGUUCAUUCCGAAAUUAGAAUUGUACGAUCUAAAAAACAGUAGUAGUCAUUAAUGAAUGUACAAUAUGUACUUACUUACCAUCUAAAUGGAUUUGUGUGUGUAACUGUUAAUGUUGAAUGUAUUUAGCAAAGCAAAAAGAAAAAAAAGAAAAACAAUAUAUCAUAUUCAAGAGAAAGCCAAAUACGCUCGUAAAUGUCCAAAAGUUUAACUACAGCUUAGAUUAUUGACAAUGUAAUGAAAUUACGAAAAAUGCUAUAUAUAGAGAAUAAGUAAUUGUUAAAUGUGUUUGUUGUGUGUGUAUGUGCGUGUGUGUACAGCAAUAAUAGCAACAAUAUGAAUAUAGAAUACCAAGAAUAGCUAAUGAAAACUUGUUAAACUGCUUACAGCCAUUUGCACGUAAAGUUGCAUCACAAAUCAUCGCAGUCAAGUUACAUAACUUGCAAUCUUAACUCAGACUUGAUCGACUUGCAAAUGCCCUCUACAAAAAUUCCUAACUGCUUUUUUUACCUUGCCUUACAGUAUGUGAUUUUCAUUUCUUCAGCAAGCAAGUCUCAAAGUAUUUUAGUUUAAAGCAUAUUUCAAAAAGAAUAAUACAACAAACUAUCUCGACAUUCUCAUUUGGAUUCAGGGUAUAACAUAGACAUCCAUGCAAAUCUUUAUAAUAUCUGUCAAUUCUGGAAUUGCAAUAACUUCAAAUAAACAUCAAACACAGAGUCGAGGCUUAAGUAAAUGUUAAUAGUAUGUGCGUUCUCUCAGUGUAAUUAAAGUCAAGCGUGUAAUAAUCAUUAUACUAUGCAAGAAGAGGAAGAAGAGGCAAAAAAAAAA
Molecule: messenger RNA, 6084 nt
Organism: Drosophila nasuta
Lineage: Eukaryota; Metazoa; Arthropoda; Insecta; Diptera; Drosophilidae
Gene: Octbeta1R
Product: Octopamine beta1 receptor
Exons: 8
Coding region: 752-2347 (531 amino acids)
Biological process (GO): positive regulation of MAPK cascade; adenylate cyclase-activating adrenergic receptor signaling pathway
Cellular component (GO): plasma membrane
Molecular function (GO): octopamine receptor activity; adrenergic receptor activity
Source: RefSeq, a predicted model, not a curated record